AUGGAAAGCAGAUAUGAGAAUGAAGAAGAGGAAGAGCAAAACUGGAGGCUUUCCGGACCACAUUCUGCUAACUUGCUGUUCACGAAGGCAGACGUGGAGGUUGAUGUGGCGGCCGGAGCACAGCCGAAGAAAAGAACAUUCAAGAAGUUCAGUUUCAGAGGCGUGGAUCUGGACGCGCUUCUCGACAUGUCCACUGAUGAACUCGUGAAGCUCUUCAGUGCUCGUGCUCGUAGAAGGUUCCAGAGAGGACUCACCAGAAAGCCCAUGGCCUUGAUUAAGAAGCUCCGCAAAGCGAAAAGGGAAGCACCCGCAGGUGAGAAACCAGAGCCAGUGCGCACUCAUCUCCGCAAUAUGAUUAUUGUCCCUGAGAUGAUCGGUAGUAUCAUUGGAGUGUACAAUGGGAAGACCUUCAAUCAGGUUGAAAUCAAACCCGAAAUGAUUGGCCAUUAUCUUGCCGAGUUCUCCAUUUCGUACAAACCGGUCAAGCACGGUAGACCUGGUAUUGGUGCUACUCACUCGUCUAGGUUCAUUCCUCUCAAGUGA
This is a messenger RNA of Sphenostylis stenocarpa, 543 nucleotides long. The record is from the annotation of a GenBank genome assembly. Lineage: Eukaryota; Viridiplantae; Streptophyta; Magnoliopsida; Fabales; Fabaceae.